Plasmodium falciparum 3D7 is the source of this 1242-nucleotide messenger RNA. It is a transcript of the gene RRP8, whose product is annotated as putative ribosomal RNA-processing protein 8. NCBI's taxonomy places the organism in Eukaryota, Apicomplexa, Aconoidasida, Haemosporida, Plasmodiidae. Gene Ontology annotation, cellular component: nucleolus. Gene Ontology annotation, biological process: rRNA processing. The record is from RefSeq and is a predicted model, not a curated record. Gene Ontology annotation, molecular function: methyltransferase activity.
AUGACUGAUAUUAAUAAUAACAAAUAUUCCAAAUUAAAAGUGAAAAAAAACAAAAAUAAAAAGAACAAUAAUAAAAAUAAUGAUAAAAAUAAUACUCUUCUUGUAAGUCCUAAUGAUAAACUGAAGAAAGAGAAAAGAAAAAAAAAACACAAAAAUUUAAAUCAAAAGGUAAUACAUAAUAAUAAUAAUAAUAAUAAUAUACAUAAGGAUGAACAUAUAAAUGAACAAAGUAAUAACCAUAUAUAUGUAAACAAUAGGACUAAGAAAAAGAAAAAAAAUAUAGAGUUAAUAAAGGAUAAAUGGAUAAAUAAAAAGAAAAAGAAAAAAACAAAAAAAAAAACAAAGAAAAAAACUAAUAAUACUACCAUAUAUGAUAAUGAUAAUAAUAUUAAUGUUGAUGAAGAGGAAGAAAAAAAAAAAAAAAACGUAUUUCCCUAUAUCAGUGUAUUACGAGAAAAUGUUGUAAAUAACAAAAUCCAUAUACAUGACACAAAUGAGGCUUAUAAAUAUGAUUAUGCCGAUUUAGAAAAUAAUAAACAAAAAUAUAAAAAAAAAAAAAAAAUUGAAAACAGUCCAGAAGAUAUAGUUAAUUCUUCUUUAUUCAGAUAUAUUAAUGAAUAUAUGUAUACGAAUAAUAGUGAAGUUGUACAAAAUAAAUUAAAUCAAACGAAAAAUGUUUUUAAUAUAUAUCAUCAAGGAUAUAAAAAUCAAAAAAACAAAUGGCCACACAAUCCUGUAUCUAUUAUAAUUAAACAUUUGAAAAAGUAUUUUAACAAAAAUAAUAAAAUUGCUGAUUUAGGAUGUGGAGAAGCAGAAAUAGCAAGAACGUUAGAUGGGUGGUACAUAAAGUCAUUUGAUCUUAUUCAAUAUAAUCAUUAUGUUACUCCUUGUAAUAUAACUCAGUUACCAUUAAAUAAUAAUUCUUAUGAUUGUUUUAUUUUAUCACUAUCUCUUAUGAACACAGAUUGGCCAAAAAUUAUAUUCGAAUCAGUUCGUUGUCUAAAAAAAGGGGCAACAUUAAUAAUAGCUGAAGUAGUUAGUCGCUUUACAAAUUAUAAAGCUUUUAUAAAAUUUAUGAACAACGUUGGAUUUAAACUAUCAAACAAGAUAAAUUUGGAUGACUUUUUUUACGUAUUUUUUUUUGAGAAGAAUCAAGAGGUAGAUAUUUCAUCUAGCAUAAACGAAAAAAGAAUUAAAAAGGUUUCUUCCUUAUUGACUCCUUGUAUAUAUAAAAGAAGAUAA